AUCAAAUUGUUAGAUUGAUGUAGUUUUUAUUUAUUUAUUUAUAUUUAUUGUUGCUUAGGAAUUUUGUCGACGGAUUUACAUCAUUACGUUUCCCGUUGAUGUCAUCAAAAACUAACAAAAUGCUCGACUCCACAGACGCAGAGUUGAGCGAUACCUCCUCCGGGGCGGCACCAUCUGACUACAAAAUAACAGAGCUACAUUCCAAGAAAAAAACCAGCUUAACUCCUGAACAAAGAAAGGAGGAUCGGAUGGCUAAAACCAGUGCCAGUUCACCUCAUGGACCUGGAUAUACAAGUUCAAUGUCCAAAGUUAAUGAAAAUGUGCCAUCUAAUCAGCAAUAUGAUCCCAAAAUGAUGGAUCCUGUUCAUAAGCCCAAGAUGCCACCAAACACGGAUAUUCAAAAUACUUGGACGACAGUAAACAUGAAAACAAAUGACGCAAGAAAUAACAAUACAAUGCAUAGUAAUCUUGUCCAUGUCCAAGGGAGUGGAAACAACAGCCCCAGUGAUAGCUUGGAGAGCUCCACGGCUCCCCUUAGGCCUCACACUGGUGGUGAUGGACGAUGGGAUGCCAUUAAUACGGUCAGUGCCAAAGGUCCAAUUGGUCUCAGCAAUUUCCGCCUUCUCAAGCGCCUUGGAUAUGGAGACAUUGGAAGUGUAUACCUUGUUGAACUCAGAGGAACCAAUGCCCAUUUUGCCAUGAAAGUAAUGGACAAGGCAUCCCUGGCUAGUAGAAACAAGCUAUUGCGAGCACAAACAGAAAGAGAGAUUCUUGGUCUUCUCGACCAUCCUUUCUUGCCAACUUUGUAUUCUUACUUUGAGACAGACAAGUUCUAUUGUCUGGUCAUGGAGUUCUGUAGUGGGGGCAAUCUUCAUUCUCUCCGUCAAAGGCAACCAAACAAGCAUUUUACAGAGGAAGCUGCACGGUUCUUUGCAUCAGAGGUGUUGCUGGCACUAGAGUAUCUGCACAUGCUAGGUAUAGUAUACAGGGACUUAAAGCCAGAAAAUGUGCUGGUAAGAGAUGAAGGUCAUAUCAUGCUCUCAGAUUUCGACUUAUCACUCCGUUGCUCUGUUAGUCCAACGCUGGUGAAAUCUUCAUCUACACAUCAAACAAGCAAUGGUGGUGGCUCUGGUGGCAUUUUGGAUACUGAGAAUGCUGCUGCGCAUGGUUGUAUGCAGCCAUCAACAUUUUUCCCCCGCAUUUUGCCCGGUAAAAAGAAUCGUAAAUCUAAAUCAGAUUUCGGCCUCUUUGUGGGAGGCGCCAUGCCAGAGUUAAUGGCAGAACCGACAGAUGUUCGCUCAAUGUCAUUUGUUGGGACACACGAAUAUUUAGCCCCAGAAAUCAUCCGAGGAGAGGGUCAUGGCAGUGCAGUGGACUGGUGGACGUUCGGCAUCUUCCUGUACGAGCUCUUGCAUGGCACAACUCCAUUCAAGGGUCAAGGAAAUCGAGCCACACUUUUCAACGUUGUAGGGCAGCCACUGAGAUUCCCGGAAAGCCCACAAGUGAGUUUUGUAGCUCGUGAUCUUAUACGAGGCCUUCUGGUAAAGGAGCCACACAAACGGAUUGCAUGCAAAAGGGGAGCAACAGAAAUAAAACAGCAUCCAUUUUUUGAGGGAGUGAACUGGGCUCUGGUCAGAAGCGCCAUGCCUCCCCACAUACCUGAACCUAUAGACUUUUCACAUUUUGCUACCAAAGAGGAUAAGAAUAACAAUCCUCCUCCUCAUAUUGGAGUUGGAGGGGAUCAAAACACUGUUACCACUUCUGGGGACUACAUAGAAUUUGAGUACUUUUAG
This is a messenger RNA of Durio zibethinus, 1793 nucleotides long. Lineage: Eukaryota; Viridiplantae; Streptophyta; Magnoliopsida; Malvales; Malvaceae. The record is from RefSeq and is a predicted model, not a curated record.